UGCUAGAUCGAUGUCGACAAGGGCUCGGCUUUCAGCGUUAGAGCAGCUAGCUCUCUGUGAUAUUGAACUCGAUUGACCUGAGACUCUUCGACCUUGAUCACACCUGACCCUUCAGUACAUCACCCUCAAGGUUGCGGUUAUGUCUUGCGUUCAUCAUAUUGCAUGUCGCAAAGCUCGACCUUGACAUUCUGACCUCAUCAACGUAGAUCGUCCAGACAGAUACUGUAUCUCUGCACCGCCACAUAGCUUGACGGCAAUCGACGCAUAUUGGUAGGCAACUGCGCUGCGAUGUCCUCGUUCAACCGCCCAAAACAACUUCAAAGAUCAGACAAGGCACCACCCUCGACCGUCUGUCAGAAAUGUACGCUCAAGGGCCACUAUACGUAUCAAUGCAAAAACCCACGACCAUAUGUGCCCAGAUUGAGCCGUAGUCAACGUCUAGAGAAGGAUCUGAAGAUUGGGGAUACCAAGAAGAAAGGUGAUGGACCUGCGAUCGAACUGCCAGAUGAGUUUAGAACCAAGUAAGUAAUCCUGGUAGGCUCGGUGUAGCUGUGAUAUGGCUCAUAGGAAACGUUGUUGCGGCUUGCAGGAAAGGCCUAGCGGAUAAGAUCUUGGCUGAACGAGAAGCUCAACGGAUGUUGGACGAGAAGAUGAACAAGGACAAGAAACAGAGACGAAGAUCUUCCUC
Messenger RNA from Filobasidium floriforme, 688 nucleotides. Its product is annotated as zinc knuckle-domain-containing protein. Gene Ontology annotation, molecular function: nucleic acid binding; zinc ion binding. The record is from RefSeq and is a predicted model, not a curated record. Bases 289 to 525 code for a protein of 78 amino acids. The transcript is spliced from 2 exons. Lineage: Eukaryota; Fungi; Basidiomycota; Tremellomycetes; Filobasidiales; Filobasidiaceae.